Molecule: messenger RNA, 2427 nt
Organism: Spirodela intermedia
Lineage: Eukaryota; Viridiplantae; Streptophyta; Magnoliopsida; Alismatales; Araceae
Source: the annotation of a GenBank genome assembly
AUGGAUUUGGGGGAGAAGGAGAAGUUCGAGAUGGAGAGGAGGAAUGAGGAGAAUCCCCUGGGCUUCCAUGGCUACAUGGCCGCAGAUUCCUUCCGCCCCCGUCUCUGGGACCAACCCACGACUUCCCAAAACUCGCCCUUCUGCGACGCCACCAGAGGCCCUUCUCUGGCCGCGCCGCCGCGGCUCGAGAUGGGUUGGAAUGCCCCGGACUCCAUCCCGAGGGCCGGCGGCGGCGCCGCCGCCAGCUGCUUCGGGCUCCUCCCGCAGAGCCGGCCGCAGUUCCCCGACGACCCGGGCUUCAUCGAGCGGGCGGCGAGGUUCUCCAACUUCAGCAGCUUUCUCCCGAACACCUUCCGAGUCAACGACCCGGCGGGCAUCUACGGCGCGCCGCCGCCGCCACCGCAGAAGGGCGAGGCCAUCGCCGGAGAAACCUCUCAGAGUGCCGCCGCCUCUGUUGACAAUGGGUUUAACGGGGGGAGCCCUCAGAAGGGUCGGAGAGACGCCGGCGGCGAGCCGGAGUUCUCCGGUGGAGCCCUGCCGGAGACCCCCAAUUCGGACAACACUCACGACGAGCCUCCUUCCAAAGGACCCUCCUCCGGCGCCAAGAAGCGGAAGAGAGGGAACCAGGUAGGCCAUUCCGCCUCCUCUUCUUCCUCCGACGACGUCCCCAUUGCAGGACCUUCAAGCUUCUUCAUCCUUCCCUCCUCGAUCUGACAGGAAACUGAGACGGACCAGGGGAGGGCCGAGACCCAGUUCUCCGGCGAGACCUCCCAGGAGAACGCCGACGGCAAGCAGAGGAGCGAGCCGAAGAGUUCCUCGCCGGCGGGGAAAGGCGGCGGGAAGAACAGCGUUGACGGCGGCGGGGAGGCUCCCAAGGAGGACUACAUCCAUGUCAGAGCCCGGCGCGGCCAGGCCACCAAUAGCCACAGCCUUGCCGAGAGGGUAAGUAAGCUCCUGCGGGAAGAAUAACCAGACUCCCCGUCAGUUUUCAGUUUCAGUUUCAGACCCCGUUGACCGGAGAGUUGCUUUGAAUCCACAGCUGAGGAGGGAGAAGAUCAGCGAACGGAUGAAGUUCCUCCAGGACCUCGUGCCUGGUUGCAGUAAGGUGGGUUCUUCAUCUUUGUUCUUCCCCUUCGUCUCCAAAUGAAUGGCUCCACCUUCAGUCUGGUCUGAGAUUCGAGAGGUUGCAGGUGACGGGAAAGGCUGUGAUGCUGGACGAGAUCAUCAACUAUGUCCAGUCUCUGCAACGGCAGGUGGAGGUAAUCGAUCCCCCCAUCUUCUCCUUGCUCCUGCCCUCCUCUUCCGGAAGGGAGAUCUACCAUGGCUGAAGCCUGAUCAGCAAAGGAGGAAGAACAGGAAAAAAGAUGAAAAACUGUGAUUUCUUCUUCCAUGAGACCUAUUUAUUCCGGAUUUCUUUCCACAGUUUCUGUCGAUGAAGCUCGCGACGGUGAACCCUCGGCUGGACUUCAACAUCGAGAGCCUCCUCUCCAAGGAGGUGGGGUACCUCCAGACAGUGAACACGGAAGACCAGGAAACAGAAAAAAAUUAUAUUUUUCCGUUCUGGGCUUGAUCCAUUCGAUGGGAUUCCUCUCUCGCAGAUGCUGCAGCCGAGGGGGAUCUCUUCGUCCUCCUUCGAUUUCUCUCCAGAGUUGGCCCAUCCCCAGCUGCAUCCUCCUCAACAGGGAUUGAUCCAAUCGGGCAUUCCUGGAUUGGGAAACUCUUCGGACCUCCACAGGAGAUCCAUGAACGCUCAGCUCACUGCAAAUCAGGUACGUUUACCCCAUCAAGCCGCCAUUUUUAGAAGUCUCCUCCUCACUUCCUGGAGCACAUCUUUUUUGUCGCAUAGAUUCGACCCAGAGAGUGACGAUGAAGUGGCUCUUUUCUGAAGCCACGGAGCUGUUUGCAUUGAAAUCCCCAUUACUUUGCUUAAAUCCCUUGUUUCGAUUAAUCCUCAUAUCCACUGGUGAUGGAGACAGAAAACCCACGUCUCUCUAAAUAGUAAAUUAUCCAAGAAAACUGGAAGAUAUCCGAGCCUAGAAACCGAGGAAGCAACCAAAAAAAAAAAAACCGAAUGAGACCAAUUCCCAUGGCGGCUUAUAAAGAUUGCUCGAGGGGAGAACACAUGAAUAAUUUUCAUCAAGUAACGUGGAGUCGUAAGCCGGAAUUAUCAUCUAGUUUUUAAAUCCGGUGAUAUUAUCGUCUGUGGUGCAGAUGCCCGGUGCCUGGGACGAAGAACUCCAUCACGUCAUUCAGAUGGGCUUCGGCGGGAGCACUCAUCUGGGCGUCCAAGACUUGCAUGGUGAGUCGUCCCACAUUGAGCACCAAGAUGAUGAUGAUGAUGAUGAGCAGUGGAAGCCUUGUGAUUUUUCAUAUUUUUUCUCUGCAUUGGCCAAUUCCACUUCCCUCCCUAAGUUCAUGCGACCUUGA